Messenger RNA from Lasiodiplodia theobromae, 819 nucleotides. Its product is annotated as Eukaryotic translation initiation factor 3. Gene Ontology annotation, molecular function: translation initiation factor activity. The record is from RefSeq and is a predicted model, not a curated record. Gene Ontology annotation, cellular component: cytoplasm; eukaryotic translation initiation factor 3 complex. The transcript is spliced from 4 exons. The coding region runs from base 1 to 819 and encodes 272 amino acids. NCBI's taxonomy places the organism in Eukaryota, Fungi, Ascomycota, Dothideomycetes, Botryosphaeriales, Botryosphaeriaceae.
AUGCCGCCAUCGAAGUGGGACGACGAGAGCGAGGGUGAGGGCAACUCGCCUGCGGCACCCGUCGUGCGCCGGGGCAAGUUUGACGACGAGGAGGACGAGAACGAUGUCCUUGACUCCUGGGAUGCCGCCGAAGACUCCGAAGUCGAGCGCGAGAAGGAGAAGAAGGCCGCCGAAGCCAUGGCAAAGGCCCAGGCUGAUGCCAAAGCGAACCACAAGACCAAGAGCCAGAGAAUAGAGGAUCGCAUCAAGGAAAACAAGCUGAAGAAGCAGGCAGCCGCGGAUGACAGCGAAGAGGAAGAGGACGAGGCCACACGCCGCGCACGGCUGCGCAAGUCCGAGAUGGACUCCGACCUAGCGGCAGCCGAAGACCUCUUCGGCGAGCUGGCUAUCGGCGGCGGCAGCAAGCGCUCUGCCGCGAAGCCCACCCUCCUGGCCGACCCGAACGAUGCGAACAACACCAUCGACCUGUCGACGCUCAAGAUUUUCAACCCGAGCACCAAGGAUGACUUCCACAAGCUCCGUGACACGCUGGCGCCACUUAUCGCCGCCAACAGCAAGAAGCCGCAGUAUGCUCUUUUCCUGCAGGAGUUCUGCAAGCAGAUUGCCAAGGAGCUCCCCAGCGAUCAGAUCAAGAAGAUCUCCAGCGGUCUCACUACGUUGUCCAACGAGAAGAUGAAGGAGGAGAAGGCGGCGGAGAAGGGCGGCAAGAAAACCAAGGCGGCGAAGACGAAGACGAGCUUGAACGCUUCACGCGACGUGGCGUACAAAGCUGAUACUGCAACCUACGACGACGACUUCGGCGACGACGAUUUCAUGUGA